Messenger RNA from Megalobrama amblycephala (Wuchang bream), 1521 nucleotides. RefSeq names its product solute carrier family 25 member 48 (gene slc25a48). The transcript is spliced from 7 exons. Gene Ontology annotation, cellular component: mitochondrion. The record is from RefSeq and is a predicted model, not a curated record. Gene Ontology annotation, biological process: transmembrane transport. Bases 129 to 1058 code for a protein of 309 amino acids. Gene Ontology annotation, molecular function: transmembrane transporter activity. Lineage: Eukaryota; Metazoa; Chordata; Actinopteri; Cypriniformes; Xenocyprididae.
UUACCUUUGCUUUUAUCGAUCGGACAAACUGUUAAAUGAAGCUUACGGAUGUUUAGCGUCAACAUUUAAACAGUAUCAAUGCCGACGCUUGUGUGGAGAUCUCCAGUGUAGAUCCAGUCUGUUGUACAAUGACAGUCUUUCAUCUGGAUGAUUUUGUAGCAGGAUGGAUUGGAGGAGCAUCCAGUGUGAUUGUAGGACAUCCACUUGACACAGUCAAGACUCGUUUACAAGCUGGCAAAGGAUACAAGAAUACUCUGCACUGUGUUGUAACAAUCUACAAAAAGGAAAAUGUUACAGGCUUUUUCAAAGGACUGUCCUUUCCACUGGCUAGCAUCACACUCUAUAACUCUCUGGUGUUCGGCUUCUUCAGCAACACACAACGCCUUAUUAGCAGAUAUCGUUAUGAUGACGGUAGACACCCUUGCAGCAUGCUUGACUUGACUGUAGCGAGCAUGUUGACCGGUCUGGUUUCAGUGGGGGUGGGCGCCCCUGUUGACCUUGUCAAAAUUAGACUGCAGUUGCAAACCCAACCUGUUCUUGCAGAGAACUUUAACCUUGCUGGGAAUGGGAGUGUCCCUCUUCGGUCAAUGGGGAUUCAGUCCCAGUUUAUGUACAGAGGGCCACUGCACUGCAUUAGUACUGUCCUGCAGAAUGAGGGCAUUCAAGGACUCUACCGAGGAGCAGGAGCCAUGAUAUUGCGGGAUGUACCUGGUUACACAUUGUACUUCAUACCCUACACAUUAUUCUGCAACUGGCUGAAUCCUGAUGGCAGUGGCACACCUCAUCCCUGCUGCAUAUGGCUAGCAGGAGGUUUAGCAGGAUCCAUCUCGUGGGUCACCGCCACACCUGCUGACGUGGUGAAAAGCAGGUUGCAAGCAGAUGCAAUGCAGCAGAGGAAAUACAAGGGCAUUGUGCAUUGCAUCAUGCAAAGUUACAAGACAGAGGGAAUACAUGUUUUCUUUCGUGGGGCGACUGUGAAUGCUAUCAGGGGAUUUCCAAUGUCUGCAACAAUGUUUCUUGGUUACGAGCUUUCACUCCAGUUUUUCCGCAGUUUCUAAAAGACUCAAGCUGAAACAAGCUAAUGCACAUUACAUUCUCCUGGAAAUGAUUUUAGAGCAUUUGUGAUUUUAAUGGCAUGCAGACUUACAUGUGGCAUUUAUUGCCAUAUAUAUAGUGAGUUCAUUGUUGGUACAAUGAAGAGCAGGGAAGCUUUUAGGUGUUUCUUAUAUUAAGAAAAUAGUGAAAAUAUAUAUAUUUGGUCAUAUUUGGUUUGCUCAGAUAUUUUAAUAUAUGAUUAUGCAUUAUCUGCAUGUGAAAGAUUUAAAACAAUUUAUUUUGCUAAAAAAAUACCUGUCCUGUAUAUGUACUUUAAAGUGGUCACUAUCAUGCAUUAUCAGCUAACAAAUCAUUAGCCUGGGCUUAAAUGUUUUUAUCUGCUUUUUUUCCAUGUGCCUUUAAGAUGAUUUGCUAAUGUAAUAUCAUGCAAAUGGGAAUAAAUCAAAUUAUAUAGUGAACCUGUAA